AGCGGGAUUAUUUUAAUUGAAAUAAAUUUUCAGGUAAGUACAAAGAAAAUAGAAAAACCAGUUAAUCAUCUCAGAAAUCUCUUUUCAGAGUUUAUUUGGCUUGGAUCAAUUCAGUGAACAUGUAUCUCAAAAGAAAUCUGACCAAGAAAGAUACGAUCUGCAUGCCUUUACAAUCGACGAGCAUUUUAGACGUUCGAUGGACUUCUUUUAAUCGACCGAAACGAGCGGGUAGGAAAAUUCAUUCAUUUUGAUGAAUGGGUUAAUUAUUAAUUACUUUAUUUUCUGGGUAAUUUUUUGUUUAUUUACUUCUGAACUUGAAACAGCCAAUUAAUUACGAAAUCUUCAGUUUCAUAUACACUCAUUUAGCGAUGAGUUUGUAUAUUCGAAGUUGAAUCUACCCCCAGAAAUGCUCGUUAUACACCAACUCGCUAUGCUACUGAGAGACCAACGUUUGUCAGGGAUGAAAAGAUGCUGGGGGUGGCAGUCUUUCUGCCUCCGAUGCGUUCAGUGUUCGUUUCAGUCUCUGCCGGGCAUCAGUAGGGACUGGAGUUUCGACCAGGUCUGCUCCCCGCAACUCACGCUCUCUCCUCUUGAUUUGGAAAAUUCAACUUAUGCCGGGGUUUCAUCUCGAUUAACAAUGGAGGUUCUUAUCGCUAUUUAUGGUGUUUUAUUUUUGGUCGGAGUGAUCGGAAACGGGGCUCUUGCGGUCACUCUGUGGUGGGGCCGUGGAUCCAAGAGCCCACUUCUGCUUGGUCUAAUCAUCGCUGAUUUUUUCGUCUGCUGCUUGAGCGGUCCCAUUACUGCUCUUUUGUACACUUUACCACCGGAUUCAACCGGCUGGAAUCUUACCGCUACAUUCAUUCAGGCAUUACCGGUGUCGGCGAGCACUUUAUCCAUGAUGGUCGUGUCGAUCGAUCGCUAUUUCACCGUGAAAAACUACCGUCCCAUCGGGCAGGUUGUCACUAGACGCCAAGUGCUGAGCAUCACCGUCGCCGCAACCUGGCUCUCCGCCGCCAUACUAGCAUCGUUCCAGAUCAUAUCCAGAUUCAAAUACCCUUGGAAGAAGGGGCUGAUGAUCAGCCGCAUCACCCUGGUGCACAUCUUGCCCGCUUGCACCGUGAUGAUGAGCCACUUGGGAGUCCACCAAAAGCUAACCGCUCUGUCACUUACUGCUCGUGCUAAACAUGGAGAACUACCGCUACCGAUACCGCUGAUGAGAAGACCCACCCACGUCAUCAUUGUCGCAGGAAUGCCCAAGGUCAGUAUAAUAGGGGGAAGAAAGCAAAUGAGCAUGCCGACUGCACAGGACAACAUCGAAGAAGCUACUCCACCGACUACAACUUUACGCAGCCGUCGCCGUUUGGCCAAUUGCUUGGUAUGCCUCUCGAUUUUCUUCAUCAUCUGCUGGUGCCCGUACAUCGUGACCCAAUUCUGCGAGGAAUUCAUGGCGCCCGGAAUGACACCCGAGUACGUGCAACAACUGACACUCUUCCUUGGACAUAUGCACUCCGCUUUGGGACCUUUACUUUACUGGAGCAUGAACGACAAGUGCCCGAAAGGGCCGUGCUGCAGGAUCCGCAAUCUGACGAUCUACCGUAGCGCUUCCUCAACCAACGAAGCAGCUCUUGGGCCAUUUAACCCUCGGUUGGUUAGACCCCCUCCUUAUCGUCGUCGUUCCUCCCAGUAUUUGUUUUAGACCUGUGAUUCCUCGCUUGGUCGGGUAGCUAACUCGGCAAGCGUUAUAUCUAUUGUCUGUUGUAUACUGUCCAAAGUUUAAGCCAUUCUUUAACCUGAGAACCUGUUGUUUAAUAUCAAAAUUUGAAGUUUAUCGGAUGUUAUAAAUGUGUGAUAGAAAAAGGCUGAAUUAGGACUUUAAAUGUUAAACGUUAAUGUUUUCUACUCUUCCCUCCACUUUCUAUAUCUUUCUGAAUUUCCUCAAAUUCUUCACUCAAUCAUUCUAUGGAUUCAAUGUCAAUUGUAGAAGAGUGCUUAGCAGUUCGUAUAAUAAACGCUACUGUUUGUAACUCCAGGUCAAUGAUUCCGGAAGUAGUUUGGGCCUUUGCUUAAACUUAAUUUCCACUGCAAGUCUUGCUGCUUAGAGUUAGUGGAUUUUCUCACGAAUAUUGCAGUGAAAGAGUAUCACUGAAGUCGUAACGAUGACUAACUAGGUUAGGAAAAUAUUAAAUUGAAUCGUACAAAAAUUGUUGAUGAGAAAAUUCAGAAAUUCUCAUAGCAGAAUUUGAACAAGUAACAACCGAUAAUAUUAUGGUACCAGUAAAUUUUAUGCAUUGCAGUGAAAAGUUAGAAUAUAGAUGAAUAAUAAUUUUUAGUGGGAAUAUAUUUACUCUUAGAUAAAUACAAUAAAUUUUUUCCCAUAAGUUUCUAGUCUCACUAAUUCUGGUUAUUAAUAGGGCAGAAUUAGUAAGACAUCGAUGAUUUACUUAUAGAUAAGUAUUAUUGAAAAAAUUUCAACUAAAAGUAUAGUCUCUUGAAAAUACUGUGACUAUUUACUAGCCAAGAGAUUUAAGAGAGGACUAUAAUUUUUUGGUUGUUUUUUAUUUAGUCGCUAAAAAAGCACAAAGAAAAUUAAGUAAAGAUUUUAGUAAUUAUGAAUAUAAUUGCCAGCUAAGGAUUUGUAUAUAUGAUUUGUUAGCUAGAGGUAUAGUCAAGAAACAUGGGCAUCUUUGGGUAACACGAGGCUUUGAUUUUAUGAACAAUGAAAGAUUCAUUACAAAUCUAGCAUUUUUAAAGAUGAAUUAUUCGUAUAGGUAUUUAGGUUAUACCUAGAGCUACAAACAGCGGUGUCCAUGAACUGGUAAUUAAAUUAAUCUUCUACCAUAAUAUCAAUGUCACUCGUUGUAUCCGUUUAAUCGUUUAAAUGUUCAAUUACGAAAAUCCAAAAAAAAAGUAAGACAUCAAUGUCAAUGAGGUGUUAUAUGUUCGAUGUUGUUAUCUAACAAAUGUUCUAAUAAAUGUAUUUAUUUGGGUUUGAGCACAUUCAGAAAUAAAUAUUAUCCUCGAUAUCAUAAAGAUAAUCUCCGUCUACAAGGAACGAAAUCAUUGGAGAGGCUAUUUUCUUAAGGAGCAAUGGAACAUAUUUUCUCAUGAAUAGAGGUAAACUGGUUUUAUUUAUUUUUGUAACUUAUCUAUAAUAAAUGUAAAAUGUGAAAUCUUAACUAUGUCAAAUCAAACUAUAUACUGACAAUAAAUGUUGAUAAAACGUAUCAAAAUGAUUUUUACCUAAAUUUGAUUAGAAAAGUUCUCACAAUUAUUCAAAUCGUACGGAUUUCAUAUGCUCAUCAUUAAGCAUAUGCAGUUUAAGCAGAUAAAUACAAAUUAUCCGCAAUAUAAGGUUAGAUGGUUAGUAAAUUUCUAAGAGGAAAAUCGCAGAAUUUAGUACGUCCGAAAUGAAAGUUGAAAAAUAUGCAUAUCUAAUAAAAAUAAUAAUAAUUUGUUAGCAAAAUUAACUAAAUAAAAAUAGGACAUUACAUUUCCGAAAUAUUAUAGGCUAGUUGUAGGAAAAGCCUUUCCCUAAAAAAUAUAUUUCAAACAAAGUAUCUCGCAUUACCUAAAUGAUAAUUUCAUUUCACGUCCGUUAUACAAUAUCAAUAUUACUAUUAAUCAAAUCAGCAACAAAAAGCAUUCUCCUGUUUCACAAUUCAAGAGUAUACAAGAUUUAAGCGCCUGCUUCCUAAUAGAUCAUUCCAAUUAUCAAUAUUUGAAUACUAACGUGGGUUAUACAGUGCAUUUCUUUAAUGUCCCCCCCCCCUUUUAUUUUUUGAACGGAUCAACUUAGAAAAUUGAAAUUUGGGAUAAUGAAACUAAUGCAUGAUUACUAUAUUUUGGAGUAAAAUUGACAGAUGAAAAUUUCAAGAUGGCGACUGGGCGCCAUCUUGGGAAAUAAAUUUAAAUAGAAAGGGGUGUCUUGUGAUGCAUCAUUUUGAAGCUCCUGACAAAUACUCUACAACCCUGAAAUAUAAAGUCAAUAUCUGCACCUGCUACAAAAUGGCGGAACAUUUAAUAAUUACCUGAAUACAAACAAAAUAAUAUCAAUUUUUCUAGAAAUAUUUGUUUUUCUAUGGCAAACCGCAAUCCCAGCAAACCGAUAAGGUUUGACAGGUUAUUUUUGGUUAAAAAAAUUCCAAAAAAUUUAAGUACGACAACGAACAUUAAUUGUUUAGUCAAAAUAUGCUCAUUUAGUUUUUGGUUUUCCUAGUGUUCAAAAUAUUCUCUUUAGUUUUCGAUUUUCCUAGUGUUCAAAGUAUUUUCAUUUAGUUUUCGGUUGUUUAGUUCUCAUUGCAGUUAGGUAGCACGUCAACUAACUCUAAAAUGGCCAAUUCUCGCCCAUUGGAAGAUGGAGCACCACCACAUUACUCCAGACAAGUAAUGAACUAUUUGGAUGCUAUUUUCCCUGGUCGUUGGAUCGUUGGAUUGGUCGUCGAGGUCCUACGGAAUGGAUUUGACCAGAAUUUGACCAGAUUUGACACCUUUAGACUUUUUUUUAUGGGGCUAUUUGAAGCAAAAUGUGUACGAAACUAAACCUGCUUCAAUAUUGGAUAUACGAGAAAUAAUUACAGAUAUUUGUAAAAAUAUCGACGUUACUAUGUUCGAAAAUGUUCGGAUAGGCUGUUCUUGUAUCAAGAAGUUCAAGGCAACCAUUUCCAGCUUUUUUUGAACAGAACUCAGCUUAUUUCCUCAAAUUAUGACGUUAAACGUCGAUUUAUUCAGGUAAUUAUUAAAUGUCCGCCAUUUUGUAGCAGGUGCAGAUAUUGACUUUAUAUUCCAGGGUUGUAGAGUAUUUGUCAGGAGCUUCAAAAUGAUGUAUCACAAGACCCCCCUUUCCAUUUAAAUUUAUUUCCCAAGAUGGCGCCCAGUCGCCAUCUUGAAAUUUUCAUCUGUCAAUUUUACUCCAAAAUAUAGUAAUCAUGCAUUAGUUUCAUUAUCCCAAAUUUCAAUUUUCUAAGUUGAUCCGUUCAAAAAAUAAAAGGGGGGGGGGACAUUAAAGAAAUGCACUGUAUAUAUUCAAAAGUUCUCACAACGUGUACAAAUCGAAUACAAUUUAAUAAAAUUUUUCUAAAAAAAUAUCUUCGUAAUACUAUUCGAAAUUUUGAGAGGAAAAACGUAUUGAACACUUCUUCUUAAAUCCUAAUGUGGAAGGUCGAAAAGAAAUCCGGAGCCCUGGAAAUCACGUGCUCGAAUUCCAUGUAGGAGAGCUUCCCGUCGCCGUCGACGUCCGCCUCUUCUAUCACCUUCUCGGCGAUUUGAUGUCGGUCCUCGGGCGUCAAGUCCUCGGUGUUUCUCGUGAGCAGAACCAGGGCUUUAUCGAUGUCUUCCAAUCCGAUGUGUUGGUCGCUAUCAAAG
Molecule: messenger RNA, 5361 nt
Organism: Phyllotreta striolata
Lineage: Eukaryota; Metazoa; Arthropoda; Insecta; Coleoptera; Chrysomelidae
Source: the annotation of a GenBank genome assembly